This is a messenger RNA of Tilletiaria anomala UBC 951, 2365 nucleotides long. Its product is annotated as aspartate kinase. Lineage: Eukaryota; Fungi; Basidiomycota; Exobasidiomycetes; Georgefischeriales; Tilletiariaceae. The record is from RefSeq and is a predicted model, not a curated record. Gene Ontology annotation, biological process: amino acid biosynthetic process. The transcript has 2 exons. The coding region runs from base 114 to 2237 and encodes 707 amino acids. Gene Ontology annotation, molecular function: aspartate kinase activity.
ACGACGACGACGAUGAGCCAAGGAGCGGGACGGACAUCACACAUCACUGCAAGCUGGAAGCCAGACUCGUGCAACGCUGAUCGCCUGGAGUAUGCGACGAUAACCCUGCAGCCAUGCCGCCUACGACCCACAUCCCAUCCGGCCCGGACAUUGUCUGCCCAGCCUUCGCUGUCGGCUCCGCUUCUGUUGCACACAUGAACGGAAACAGUGUGCCCGACCCGCUAGAGAGGCACACGAAAUGGAUCGUCCAAAAGUAUGGAGGAACGUCCGUUGGAAAAUUCCUGUCUACCAUCGCAAGCGUCAUCGCGCCGCACUACCUACAGACACACAAGGUCGCGAUCGUCUGCUCCGCGCGUAGCGGUCAGACCAAAGCGCUCGGCACGACUAACCUUCUGCUCAAGGCUGCCAAAGAGGCACUGGAGGGUGGCCAACAGACGCCUGCUGCUUCCACACCAGGCGGUGGUGGAUCGGUAGCGCUUCGCUCCGGAGGAGCCGGCGGCUCGCUCUCAUCUUCCCUCGCUAGCCUCUCUGCUGACUCAAGCGCUGCGGCUGGGGGAGCGGCGAACAGAUUGCCUUCUGCAUCCGCAUUUUUCCGCACAAGCGGGAGCAACAGCGAUUCCUCGCCUUUGCGGGGCACCGAGCAGCAGAGCUCGCUCUCGCGCACCUCCAGCUUCCACAAGUCUCUCAACGGCAAGUUGUCAGCGCUGAGUGUCUCGCAUACCCCCGAUCGGGGGCGCUCCUCGUCUCCCCCCUCAACAGAGACGCCGCCGUCGCCGCCUGUGACUGGCUUCCACGCUACGGUGGACCGCAUCUACUCAGACCACAUUGCCGCCGCACGCUCAGUCGUCACAAAGGAUCGAGAGUUGCUUGCACUCCUAGAGCAGGAGAUCGAGGAGGACUGUGAUCGCUUGCGCGACUUUUUGCUCGCCGCCAAGAUCAUUGAAGAAAUCUCCCCUCGCUCGCAAGACAUCAUCAUGGGCAUUGGCGAGCGACUGUCCUGUCGCAUUGUCGUCGGUGCACUGCGGGAUGCCGGCGUAAACGCUGAGCUUAUCGGUCUUGAGAACAUUGUCGAUCAGCCCUUCUUAGACUCGAUCGGCGCAUCUCCCGAUGUGGCAGGGCGUGGCGCUUCUGCUGGCAGCAGCGGCAGCACUGAAGUCUACCUGGACCAGCGCUUCUAUGACGCUCUGGCUGAGAAGCUUGGCGCUGUCUUGCAGCAGUGUGAUGGCGUGCCCGUUGUAACGGGCUACUUUGGCAACGUCCCCGGCUCGCUGCUGCAGCAGAUCGGACGCGGAUACACCGACCUGUGCGCCGCGCUUUGCGCGGUCGGGCUCCGCGCGCAGGAGCUGCAGAUCUGGAAAGAGGUUGAUGGCGUCUUCACUGCCGAUCCGCGCAAAGUGCCCACCGCGCGCCUCAUCCCCGCCAUUACGCCCGAGGAAGCAGCGGAACUCACGUACUACGGCAGCGAGGUCAUCCACCCUUUCACAAUGGAGCAGGCCAUUAAGAACGCCGUCCCCAUCCGUAUCAAGAACGUCGAGAACCCCGAGGGCCAAGGCACGGUCAUAUUCCCGGAUCGCGAAGGCGACGUAGGAAGCGAGCACGUGGUCGACGGCAAGAUUGAGCAGCCCCGUACGCCUGGUGGCAAAAGCGGCACGAACAUACCCUGGGGUGCUGGCUCGGGGCUCCUCACGCCUGGCUUUGCCGCGGACGAGGACUUGGCAGGCAAGCAGCGCAAAUUGCCAACAGCUGUCACGAUCAAGGACGAUAUCAUCGUGCUCAACGUGCACUCCAACCGCAAGACCAUCUCGCACGGCUUCUUUGCGCGCAUCUUUACCAUUCUCGACCGAUACGGCGUCGUCGUCGACUUGAUCUCGACGUCGGAGGUGCACGUGUCCAUGGCCAUGAACGGCUCCUUCCGCCGCGGGCAGCUCGAGCGCAUCAAGGAUGAGCUCUCCGCAGUCGGAUCCGUCUCGAUCCUCCACGACAUGGUCAUCGUCUCGCUCGUUGGCAAGCAGAUGCGCAACAUGGUUGGCGUCGCCGGCAAGAUGUUCACUACCCUCGCAGAGGGUAACGUAAACAUUGAGAUGAUUUCGCAGGGUGCAAACGAGAUCAACAUUUCCUGUGUCGUGCACAAGAGGAGCGCACUCAAAGCAAUCAACCUCAUCCAUUACUCUGUUCUCGAGGUCAGCCCCAAACCGGUUAAUGCGCAGAGCGGCAACUUUGGCUCGUCGUUCUUCUAAGAAAGCGUAACCAGGCUGUAUGUACCCGCUGCAGGGGCAGUGUACUGCUCACUGGAUUGCGAGCUUUGCAAUCUCGAUGCCUUUGUAGAGAUACAUCCCAUGCGCGAAUUUGAUAUCUCGUUCAGUGU